GCUGUGUGAUCGCUGAGCUCUUCACUGAAGGCGUCCCCCUCUUCGAUCUGUCCCAGCUGCUGGCGUAUCGUAAAGGACACUUCCAGACGGAGCACGUCCUCAUGAAGAUCGAGGACCGCAACAUCCGAGAGCUGGUGGCUCAGAUGGUUCAGCGGGAGCCGGAGAAGCGUCUGACAGCGGAGGAAUACCUGAAGCAGCAGAGAGGAAAAGCUUUUCCAGACAUCUUCUACACCUUCCUGCAGCCGUACAUGGCUCAGUUCGCCAAAGAGACGUUUCAGUCGGCCGACGAACGCGUGCUCGUCAUCCGCAAAGACAUCGACAACAUCCUGCACAACCUGAGAGGAGGCUCCUCCUCCUCUUCCUCCUCCUCCUCUUCGUCUCAGGACGGCGGUGACUGCGUGCCGAGCUCUCGUGAGGAGCAAGGCCUCAUCGUGCUGGUGUCCGUCAUCACUUCCUGCCUGCAGACGCUCCACUCCUGCGACUCUAAGCUGGCGGCUCUGGAGCUCACCUUGCACCUGGCGCCGCGGCUGGGCGUGGACAUCCUGCUGGACCGCAUCACGCCGUACCUGCUGCACUUCUGCAACGACCCCGUGCCCCGCGUGCGCGCCCAGGCCGUGCGCACGCUGGCCAAGGUGCUGGCGCUGGUGAAGGAAGUGCCGCGCAACGACGUCAACAUCUACCCGGAGUACAUCCUGCCGGGGAUCGCUCACCUCGCACAGGACGACGCCACCAUCGUCAGGCUGGCGUACGCAG
Messenger RNA from Scomber scombrus (Atlantic mackerel), 753 nucleotides. Its product is annotated as phosphoinositide 3-kinase regulatory subunit 4-like. The annotation marks the transcript as partial. The record is from RefSeq and is a predicted model, not a curated record. Gene Ontology annotation, cellular component: late endosome; nucleus-vacuole junction; phosphatidylinositol 3-kinase complex, class III, type II. Lineage: Eukaryota; Metazoa; Chordata; Actinopteri; Scombriformes; Scombridae. Gene Ontology annotation, biological process: protein phosphorylation; macroautophagy; late endosome to vacuole transport. The transcript is spliced from 3 exons. Gene Ontology annotation, molecular function: protein binding; protein serine/threonine kinase activity.